AUGGCGGCCGCACUGAAAGCUACUCCAAGCAGCCCCCGCCCUCGAGCGGCGACCACGAUCAUGCCGGCGAUUGCAUCACCUUCCCAACUAGCCCGCAAGAAAUCAAGUUCUGCUCGCAGUCAACGAAGUCCAGUCUUGCAUCAAGGGGAUUCCACGUUGGAGGUGAUGGGAGCUGAGAUUAUGAGCACGGUGCUGGAAGGUCCACUUCGACAUCCGAAACCAAUGUCCCCUUCAGAUCUUCACCUGGCGCUAGAGAGGGAACAGGAGGCAAUGGUAAACAGAUUUACCCGAGAACUCUCUGUUCUCCGGCAGCAGACAGCCUCUGUCGCAUCCACAGCCUCGUCAUCUUCGACUAUGAAUGAUCACUCCGACCCGCACCAAACCUCCCCCUUGCUGGGCAGCUUUGCCCAUUUCCACACCUCCCGACGCCAGCGAUCAUGUUCCAGCCUCAGUGCAUACACUGCUGCCCAGAGCUCGCAGAAUGGCGGCGUCACAGGUAUUGCGCCCUCACGUGAGUCAUCCAUGUCUCACUCUCGAGUGAUGCGGAGCCGCGAACCUUCUCUCACCUCCCGCCGUCCCUCAAUUGGGUCGAUCACCUCCUAUGCGCAGCAGCAUAGCUAUGGAGAUCAAUUGGUGAAUCAUGGUAAGCCACCCAUUUACCGUCACCGCAGUGCGGGCUCGCAGACACAGCUGGCCGAUGCGGCCUCAUACAAGUCCGAAUUGGAGAAUGUCAAGCGAGAGAACGAACAGCUGCGCCGACGAAUUCGAGAUUUGGAGAUCGCGAUGAAGAAGCAGAAGAAGGAGGAAUGA
Penicillium diatomitis is the source of this 810-nucleotide messenger RNA. RefSeq lists its product as uncharacterized. The coding region runs from base 1 to 810 and encodes 269 amino acids. NCBI's taxonomy places the organism in Eukaryota, Fungi, Ascomycota, Eurotiomycetes, Eurotiales, Aspergillaceae. The transcript has 3 exons. The record is from RefSeq and is a predicted model, not a curated record.